AUGGAUGGAAUUCGAACACGGCAAGAGGAACGCGCACAUUUGCGAAAACUGAUUGCCGAAUGGAACGCAUGCCGCUUAGACAUCUUUGCAAUCAGCGAACCCGAUGAGGAAUUAGUGUACCGCGGAGUGAUGCGGUUUUAUUUUCAAGAUGCAGGAGCAAAAAUGUCCACGAAAUGUGUCCGCGUUACCAGCACGGAAACAGCCGACGAUGUUACGAGAACUCUAGUGGAAAAGUUUCGCCCGGAUAUGAAGAUGCUUUCUAAUCCAAAUUACUCUCUCUUCGAGGUUCAUCCAAGCGGAGAAUCCAGGAAGCUUUUGAAAGAGGACAGGCCUUUGUUCGUGCAACUGUUAUGGCUGCAAGGUGACAGGGAAGGGCGAUUUCUACUGAAAAGUGAUCAGGAAGCCUUAGUAACUACAAAUGUUUUCUCUAGUGAUGGUGACCUUGAAGCUGGUCAAAAUUUCAAGAGGAAGUUGUCAAAAAGAGAGAAAAAGGAGCUCAAAGAGAAAAGGAAAGAGGAAGCAAAGAAAGCUAAAAUCUUAGGUCAACCUUCAUCUCCUACAAAAACUAAUGAUGAUUCUGCUCUUGCACAAAUUCUUUACGAUGAGUUGCCUGAAACCAGUUUUACGCGGAGCAUUUCAAAUCCAGAAAUAGUCAUGAAAAUGCGCCGUCAGCGAAAACUGGAGCGCAGACUUCAAGAAUUUCAAAGUAAUGACGGAGGGACAGACAGUGGAGGCACACUGAAAAUCUUUGCAGAAACACUCAAGCCUCAGAUUCCUUACAAGACUCUUCUUGUUUCAAUGCGUGAUCCUACAACGCAUGUUGUCAAAGAAGCAUUGGAAAAAUAUGGCAUGGAAAAAGAAAAUCCUGAAGAGUACUGCCUAGUUAUGGUCAACAUACCAGCUGGGGGUGUAACUGGAGGAGAUACAAUUGGAAAAGAAAGAGUUGUUCAUGAUGAAGAUAACCCAUUGGCCAUUGCUGCAACUUGGCCUCAACAGCAAGGCCACGUUGUCUUCCAUUUACGUCGCAGGGCAAACUUGCCUCAGUAUAGAAAACAAAAGAGAAGGUCAAAGUCUCCUUCGAGGGUACCCAUGGAUAGCACAUCAGAUAAAGCAAUAGGUGAAAGAUUGGCAAAUUCAUUUCCAGAACAUUUGUUGCCCUAUCUUUGA
Messenger RNA from Stylophora pistillata, 1167 nucleotides. RefSeq lists its product as uncharacterized. The record is from RefSeq and is a predicted model, not a curated record. Gene Ontology annotation, molecular function: protein binding. Gene Ontology annotation, biological process: signal transduction. NCBI's taxonomy places the organism in Eukaryota, Metazoa, Cnidaria, Anthozoa, Scleractinia, Pocilloporidae. Gene Ontology annotation, cellular component: cell-cell junction.